Molecule: messenger RNA, 642 nt
Organism: Pneumocystis murina B123
Lineage: Eukaryota; Fungi; Ascomycota; Pneumocystomycetes; Pneumocystales; Pneumocystaceae
Exons: 4
Coding region: 1-642 (213 amino acids)
Biological process (GO): transcription by RNA polymerase II
Cellular component (GO): nucleus
Molecular function (GO): transcription coactivator activity
Source: RefSeq, a predicted model, not a curated record
AUGACAAAUCCUAAGAAAAGAGCAGAGAAACAUGAAGCAGCAAGAAAUCGUGAAGAAGCGUUGCGGAAGGCGAGGAAGGAUGCAGAAGAGGAUGCUAAGUGGUCUAUUGGAGUAAAAGCAGUAAAUGUAAAAAAAGAACGAGAUUUGCAGAAAAAACAAGAAGCAGCUGAAAAAAAAGCAGAGAGAGAUGCUCUUGAAGCAGAGGAAAUGCGAAAUAUUUCUUCAAAAAGUCAUGGGCGUAGAUCGCAAAAAAAGACAGAUUAUAAACUUUCUAUUGAUAAUUCUUAUGAAAAGGAAUGUCCUAAGACUUAUUCCGCAUCAAAUAUUGAUGAUGCUUUGGAACUACUUUCAUUACAAACUAAAGGAAAUGCAAAAAUUAUAUCAGAAAUCGAUAGACAUCCUGAACGGCGGUAUAAAUCAGCUUUACUGGCAUAUGAAGAGCAGCGAUUGUCUGUUUUAAAAGAGGAACAUAAGGGUUUACGAUUGCAACAGUAUAAAAAUAUAAUUCAUAAAGAAUUUAGUAAACAUCCAGAUAAUCCGAUGAAUCAGUUAACAUCUAAAUAUAAUGCAACUAAGGAUGAAUUAAAAGAGAUUUCAGAAAUUGAAAGAAAAAGAAUUGAACAACGUUUUGAACAGAAAUAA